Molecule: messenger RNA, 1847 nt
Organism: Puntigrus tetrazona (Sumatra barb)
Lineage: Eukaryota; Metazoa; Chordata; Actinopteri; Cypriniformes; Cyprinidae
Gene: neil1
Product: nei-like DNA glycosylase 1
Exons: 11
Coding region: 109-1452 (447 amino acids)
Biological process (GO): base-excision repair
Cellular component (GO): nucleus
Molecular function (GO): DNA-(apurinic or apyrimidinic site) endonuclease activity; zinc ion binding; DNA N-glycosylase activity
Source: RefSeq, a predicted model, not a curated record
UGCGCGUCCUUUUCAUACACAGUAGCAUACAGCGCGAGUUUCCCUGGUUAUAUAACAAGCUUGAGGAGCAAAGGUUUGUGACGCCCCUUCUUCAUUUCCCGCUCAAGCAUGCCAGAAGGCCCAGAGCUCCAUUUGGCCAGCCUGUAUGUCAACAAGACGUGUGAGGGUCUUGUGUUUAGUGGAGCCGUAGAGAAAUCAGAAGUGAAUAAAAAUCCAGAGGUCCCAUUCAGCUGCGACGCCUACUUCAUCAAAGCCCAGUCUAGAGGAAAAGAGGUCAAACUCACCCUCACCCCAAUUAAAAGCGAUGAUGACGGUAAGCGCAGGGUCACCAAGCAUCAGUCCCAGCAGGCCAUGGAUGUGGUUUUUCGAUUUGGGAUGUCGGGGUUUUUCCGCUUCACCUCAGCAGACGACCUUCCGAAACACGCCCACCUGCGUUUCUACACCAAUGAAAACCCGCGGAGGGUGUUGAGUUUCGAGGACACCCGCAGAUUUGGCAGCUGGCAUCCAAAUGGGACCUGGCAAAAAGACAGAGGGCCUUGCGUCAUAUUUGAAUACGAGAGCUUUAGGGAAAAUGUUAUUUCAAAUCUGGGUGACAAGACAUUCGACAAACCCAUCUGUGAGGCGCUCUUAAAUCAGAAGUAUUUCAACGGGAUUGGGAACUAUCUUCGAGCAGAGAUUUUGUUCAGAUUACAAAUCCCUCCGUUUGUGAAGGCAAGGACAGUUCUAGAGGGACUUGUGCUUAAACACGAGGAUAAAAAGAAGGUCAAAAUGGAGAUCACAGUUGCAGAGUCAGCAGAUAAAACCAGAAAGAAAGGGGUGAAGGCUGAGACUCCAGACCUUCUUUCUUUGUGUCACACUGUUCCCUUGGAGGUGGUGCAGUUGGGUGAAAAUGGUUAUGCUCCAGCAAAGGGGAAGUAUUCUGUGCUUCAAGCUUGGAUGCGAUGUUACUGUGUAGAAGGAAUGAAGUCAUUAGGUGACCACAAUGGACGGACAAUUUGGUUCCAGGGGGAUCCUGGUCCUAUGGUGCCUAAAGGUGCCAAAUCUCGCAGAAUUAUGUGGAAAAGGCAGAAAGAUGAUCACCAAUCCACUGAUUCAAAAAGCGCCAAGAAGACGCGCACCGACAGCACCGCAAAAGCUAAACCUGCUAAGAAAAAGGAAAACGUAAAGGUAAAGCAAGAAAAUGUGGCCUCCAAAACACAAAAUGCUUCAAAAAGACUGAAAAAACCCCCCCAAAAGGCCAAUACCGCACCUGCAGAUGAGAACAAGAAGCCAAAAACAAGAGAAAAGAGAAGCUCAAAAGUUCAUCCAAAGACUGGAACUAACACAGUCAAAGGCAAACGUGUGAAGGAAGUGAUUAAAACUAAAAGGAAUUCUGUGACCUUCAGGAAAAGUACAACAAAAGCAAAGCCACAGCAGAAAAGAAGUGGCACACGAAGAGGCCGUUCCACGUAAUAAUCACUCAAUCACUCAGACUAAGCUUCUGCGCAAAAGUUGGAAGUCAGCAAGCUACUGUAAUGGACCGCCCAGAAUUUAUAUAUUUAGUAAUGAUUUCAUAAUCCUUUUUUACAUUAAAUAAGAAAUAUACGUACAUAAUUAUAUAUAUAUAUAUAUAUAUAUAUAUAUAUAUAUAUAUAUAUAUAUAUAUAUAUAUAUAUAUAUAUUUUUUUUUUUUUUGUGUAAAAACCCAUGCUUGGAGCCUUAUCUUAUACGUCUAGUGUUUCAUUUCUUAAUGUCACAAACAAAGUUUGUGUGGAAAAAAGAACCAAGUAAUCCAUUUUAAAUCUUACACUGGAAUUUUAUUUUAUGUUUUUGCAGAAAAUAAACUUUGUGUAAAAAAAAAAAAAAAA